ACUUCCCAGUGGCAGGAAUAUGGCUUCCAUAUCUGAGGAAAGAUACACUGACAUUGGAGGCAGUCCAGAGAAAUUCACUUGGCUGAUACCAGGUGAAUAUAGCUACCAACUUCAUUAUGCAUGCACCACCAGGAGAGUUCAACGAAGUAUUCAAUGAUGUCCGUUCUCUAAUGAAUAACGACACUCUUCUCAAGGAGGCAACUGUUCAUGCAUUUGCCCAGUAUAAUAUGGACCAGUUCACUCCUGUGAAGAUAGAGGGCUACGACGAUCAGGUCCUGAUUACAGAGCAUGGAAAUCUGGGUAAUGGAAGAUUUGUGGAUCCAAAGAAUAAACUAUCCUUCAAAUUUGAUCAUGUGAAGAAAGAAGGAAGUGAUGUCCACCCUCAGGAGGGUGAGCCUGCGAUAGAAUCUUGGAGAAGUGCCUGUGAUAAUGCAGUGCGGGCGUAUGUGAAAAACCACUAUCCCUAUGGCAUCUGCACUAUCUAUGGUAAGACUAUUAAUGGACAGCAAACUAUUAUAGCUUGUAUUGAAAACCAUCAGUUUCAGCCUCAUAAUUUCUGGAAUGGACGUUGGAGAUCUGAGUGGAAAUUCAAUAUCGCUUCUUCAUCAGCUCAGCUUACAGGAGUUCUGAAGAUCCAGGUCCAUUAUUAUGAAGAUGGUAAUGUUCAGUUGAUGAGUCAGAAGGACAUCCAGGAAACCUUGCCAAUUACAAAUGAAGUCCAGACUGCAAAGGACUUUGUGAAAAUGAUUGAAAUGGCGGAGCAUAGUUACCAGACUGCCAUCUGUGAAAAUUACAAUGCCAUGUCUGACACCACGUUCAAAGCCUUGAGGAGGAGCCUGCCAGUUACUCGCACAAAGGUCGACUGGAACAAGAUUAUGAGCUACAGAAUUGCUCAAGAGAUGCAGAGUGCUUAAAGCAAAUGUAUACAGGAGAGGCUUAAUGUCAAUGUGUGGGGAAAAACAAAAGGUGUGGUCUCACAAAAUAGGACUCUGCUCUCUCUCUCUCUCUCUCUCUCUCCCCCCCCUCUCUCCUCUCUGUCUUCUUCACCCCCCCGCACACCCCUGAAAUUUUGACUUUUCUGAUGAAUCAGCUUGAUUUUGUUCUUGAAGUAAUGUUUGUUUUGGGAGUUGGUGGAAAGUGAUACACCGUUUUAGCCUGUUUGGUUAAGUUAAAUUGUAAUAUGCAGUCCUCUUACUAUGUGCAUUGUUAAAGUAUGAAGAUGUUUUGUUAUCCGGUUGCAAACUAAUUUUUAUUCAUUUGGGUUUUGCAAAAAUUUUAAAUCAUUCAUGCUCAUGGGAGCGCAGCCACUAUGGUGGGUAAUAGCUUGAGGGUUCUAAUAACCUUGCUUAGCCGCUGAAUAACAAUUACAAUUCAUUUUAUGGUCACAGAAACCUUUUAAAUAGUAACUGAUGUUUCUUGGACUGUUACAGCUUUAGAUUGCUUUCCAGAGCUUGCUCUUUCCCUUGAUUUCUUUCACUCUCUUCUACUUUUUGUGAGGUCACACUUUGUUGCAUUGCUGUUGCGAAGGCAGAAUGGUUUGGUGUUUAAUACCUUGUUUUUUUAAAAAAAAAUCCGGAAACCAGGCAAGCUGGCUCUGCUUUACUGAAGAAAGCUUGAAGCAACAGUGUUUAAUGUCUUCCGUUUCCCACCCCUCACCCACAGACUCAGAAUGACCUCUGUCAUGUUGCUGAAAAUACUGUCCACUCUUCCAUCUGAUUUGAGGGUUCCUGUGUGUCAACCUUUUCAUUAGGUAGUACUCAAUUGUCACAUUCUAUGCCUUCAUUUUGGCUAUUUGCAGCUGUAUACUGCAUGGAACUGGAAAGUCAGACUGGAAAGCUACAUUUGGUGGGGGCUUUGGGGGUGGGGAGGGAUUGGAAACAAAUGUGAACAAUUCAGUGUAUUGUUCUUCCUCCCAAACCUGUUUUACCUCAUUUUUUGAUACUUAAUAACUGUAACCAAUGGCAGAAACAGUGCACCAGCAGAGGGGGAUGGCCACUUGCUCACUUAGGCUGGAGCAGCUCAGAGAUGGCAAAGAAUGGACCCUGAAACACAUCGAUUGGUUGAAGAAGGAAACUACAAGCAAAAAAGGGAUGAGAACAGACAUUGAGGUGGUGAUCACCUUGAGCAACCCUCUCUUGCUUCAUUAUAAUAUUUGCCUAAGGUCCUGAUUUCAAGGUGCUUGCAUGACCUGUAGCAUCACAUGCUACAGGUGAAGCUAGUUUUGUUCCAUUCCUGAUUGUAAUGAGGAGAAAUCGAUAUGCCAGGAAUAUGUGGCUGACUGGAAUUUGGCGGUAGCAAGAGGGGGUGUUGCAUCUUAUUUUAUUAAGGAUUGGCUGCAAUUCACGGUUGUUUGGGUCCAAAAUCUGCUGGUCAGUUGCUGUAACCUUUUCUGAUCACUGACUGGAUAACUGGAUGGGAAUGUAGAAACAGAACAGAAGGAAAGUGACUAAGUUAAACUGCGGUUGUCGAUGUUUAAUAUUUUUACUGUAUUAACUUGCACAGGACCAAUGUAAAGCAAAGUCAAUGGAACAAGUGGCAGCCUUGUAUUAUCCAUACAAAUAUUUUUUACGGAAUUCUGCACUGGUAACAUUUUUGAAAAAAGACAAGUUGUAAAAUAACUCCCUAACUCAAUCUCCAAAAAGGCUUUGCUUUUUACUUAAAAUGGAUUGUUUUGUACUGUAUUUUGCUUUUAUUAAAUUUGAAAUGCUAUUUUUUAAGUUGUCAUUUCCAGUCUAAUUCCAAAGCCGGCAGAAACUUAUUGUUUUGUGCUCGAAGGAGUGUACCAUGCUUCAGAUAUAGUCAUGGCAGCAAGCUUGGAAGUUUAGAAAAUGGAUCUUGAAAGCUAAGCUGUAAUCAGCAGCGACUCCUACUUACAAGUCAUUGUGCUGUUGUAAGAAAGUGAAGUAAUUUUUUUAUUUGAUAUUUUAAAUUUGGUAAAAUUGCUUAGUUUGGCAGUAUUCUGGAUUUGUUUCAUUUCUCAAGCAUUUUAGUGAUGGUUGCUAUGCAGAAGUUCAUUUCUCCUCUAGAUAUGAGAAGUCGGAGUGGGCGUAUGCCAUAUAGCCUCUCAGACUUGCUUCAACAUUGUAUCCAAUGGUGGCUGAUUUUCUGUCUCGGUGCUGUUUUCCUCCCCUGUCCCCUGUCCCUUGUCCCUCGUCCCUUGAUGCCUUUAAUAUCUGGGAAGUUAUCGAUUGCAGUCUUGAAUAUACUGAAAUGACUGAGUUCCACAGCCUCCUCAGCUAGAAAAUUAUAAGAUACAAGCCUUUUUGAAGCCAUCUUUGCUCAUCUCAUUCCUGAAAGACUAACUCCUUACUUUGGAGAACAUGUUGCCUGCCCUAGUUCUAAACAGGCUCCACUUUUGCUUGCAUUUGUUUGCUCUGGAAUGUUUUUCUGUACCUCAAUGAGAUUACCCCUCAUUUCUAACUCCAGAUUCUAGGCCUAGUCUCUUUUUGAAUUGCUCUUCAUGGAUUAAUUGUCAUCCCAGGGAUUGAUCUAGUGAACCUCCAUUGGUCUUUGUAAAAUAUAGCCUUGGGUUAGAAGCCCGAAACUCUGCUCAGUAAUGCAUGUGUAGUGUCACGUUGCGUUGAAACUUGUUUAGUAUUGUAUUCAAAUCGUCUUGCAGUAAGGCCAAUAUAUCCUUACUUUCCUAAUUGCUUGUUGCACCUACAUGUUGUCUUUCAGUUGCUUAGAACAAGAAUACCCACAUCAUUUUGGACUUUGUUACUUCCCAGCCCCUCUUUCUGAUCUUCCUGCCAAAUUAGAUAACUUCAUAUUUUUCCGACAUUAUAUUCCCUCUGCCAUUUUCUUACCUACUGAGUCUUUUCAAUCUUCCAGUUCCUUCUCGUCUUGUCAUCCACUAAGUUUUAAAAUAUUCCUUUCAGCCCAACAGCACUGCCUUAUUGGAGAAGGGUAAGACCCAAAUAUUGAUCCUUGCUUCUCUCAAUCUGAAAGUAAUCUGUUUAUAUCCAUUGUUUUCCAUCUGUUAACUAAUCCUCAAACUAUGCCCAUGUAUUACCUCCUCCUGCCCUUCCAUGUGCUCUAAUUUUCUGCCCAACUUAUUGAGACCCUAUCCUGAAAAGGUCUUAACAGUGUGGAUACGGAGAAAUUGUUUCUUAAGGGAGAAUCUAGAACUGGCUAUCACUGUUCAAAAAUCAAAAGCUGCUGUUUUAAAACAGGUGAAAUAAUUUUUUGUUAAAGGUUGAUGAGUCUUUGGAAUUGCUGGCCUGAAAAGAUGUUAGUAUACCUUCUGUAUUUUUAAGGCAAAGAUAGACCAAUUCUUGAUAAGCAUGGGAUUGAAAAGUUAUUGGGGUAGGUAGAUUUGAGUUUAUAAUUGAACAGCAGAACAGGUUUGAGGAGCUGAAAGGCAUACACAUGAUUCUAAAUUUUGAGUAUGUUUGUAAGAAUGGCAAGUUUUGUUUUAUCCAAAAGGACACUCAUGCAAUAGGUGGGUUUUUACAGUAACUGUCAGGGUUUGCCUUUCUGGCAGUACCUUUCAGUUCCAGUUUUAUUAAUUGAACUUGAAAUUUCACCAGCUGACAUGGUGGAAGCUCAGUACAUUGGUGCAAAAGACAAUGCAGAGAACUAAUUGGGUCCAUCUUCAACCACAUUGGCUGAAUGGAAGAGCUGUCUUGCCCCCAGUAUCUCAGAUGCCAUUCUUCAACUACUUCAGCUCACUGUCUGAUAUCAGGAAGCAGCUGAGGGCAGUGCUUAUUGCAAAGACUCUGGACCCUGACAACAUCACAGCAAUAGAACUGAAGAAAUUGUGUCCUCGAAAAAGUCAUGCCUUUUAAACUGUUCCAGUACAGCUAAACACUGGCAUCUCUACACUGGAAAAUUGCCAAGUGUGUUGUGUGUGAAAUGUCAGACAAAUCCCUAUCACUGUAGAUACUUUUCAUCGGAUUGUACUAGGCCAACUUCAGCUGCUUUCUCAAUGACCAUCCUGUAACAAGGUCAGGAGUGGGGAUAUUCAAUGAUGAUUGCGCAAUGUCCAGCUUUAUUUGCUGCAACUCAUGGAAAGAAACAAGCUGAAAACAUGCGCACCAUGACCUGGACAACAUUUCAAGCUUGGCCUGAUGGUUGUCAAAUAAUGCCACAAACUGGCAAGCAAUGACCCUUUCCAAUGAGAGGAUUCAGGCAAUGCCCCUUGAACCUCACUAGCAUUGCCAUCAUGAAUUCUAUUAUCACAAACAACUUCAACUUUAACCACUUUGGCUAUUACAGCAGUAUACUGGUUAGGAAUUCAUUGGUUAGGUCACUCCCCUUCUGUUUUUCCCUAUCAACCCAUCUUUAUGGCAUAGUUAGGAGUGUGAUAGAACACUCCACUUGCCUAGAUGAGUGGAGAUCCAAUAACCCUCAAAACUGUACAGCAUCCAGAAUGAAGCUGCCUGCUUAAUUGACCAUCUAUCCAUCACCCUCAACACACAGGACAAACGUUUUCUGGUUUAGAAAAGCAUCAUGUGUCGAUUGUAGUCUUGGUGGACCAACUGGCCUCUUGUGUGCUGUACUGUUUUUGUUCUUUAUGCAUUCCUUUCAUCACGCUCAUACUGUGGCAAAGUGUUUAUAAAACAGUGGGAAUUGAA
Stegostoma tigrinum is the source of this 5576-nucleotide messenger RNA. It is a transcript of the gene capza1b, whose product is annotated as capping actin protein of muscle Z-line subunit alpha 1b. The record is from RefSeq and is a predicted model, not a curated record. The transcript is spliced from 10 exons. Gene Ontology annotation, cellular component: F-actin capping protein complex; actin cortical patch. The coding region runs from base 117 to 914 and encodes 265 amino acids. NCBI's taxonomy places the organism in Eukaryota, Metazoa, Chordata, Chondrichthyes, Orectolobiformes, Stegostomatidae. Gene Ontology annotation, molecular function: actin filament binding. Gene Ontology annotation, biological process: barbed-end actin filament capping; actin cytoskeleton organization.